AUGAAGAAAAACUACGUUAAACUACGUUAUCAGCUGGAUUUUAGGGUGUUUUAUAACCCAAGAUUAAGCACAGAACAUAAGAGGAUAGUGCGAAAAAUUGGUAAGCGGUCAAUUUUUUAUGAUUGCUGUGCUGGUAUUGGACCUUUGGUUUUACCGGUAAUAAGGAAUGGUGUUCAUCAUGUUUUAGCAAAUGACCUAAAUCCGAAUUGUAUUGAUUAUCUCAAGCGAAAUAUGGAACUGAAUCGUGUCGAUGGGACUGAUUCAGCUAUUAUUGAUUCUGGUUUUCAGUACUUCAAUGAAUGCCGACAAAUAGAAGUGUUGAAAUUGAAUUUUUGUGACUUCUUCACCGACAAAGCAAUUGAACAUGUUGUCUCGGGACGACCUUCACGAACUUUACGGAACAUUGAAAUUGCUGCAAAUCCUUACAUCAGUGAUUAUUUCAUGAAAGGGAUUAAACGAAUACGUGGAUUACAGCGAGCGCAUUUUUACUUUUUACCAUGCGUAGCACAACAAACAGACGCAUUACAAAGUUUGAAAGCUUCUUUGCCAUGUUGUAGAGUUAGUUUCCCGGAAAUAAAAGAAGUCGGUUAUGGAUAUGGUUAUAAUGCUGAGGACAGUAAACUUCCCUUUCAAUGA
This is a messenger RNA of Brugia malayi, 636 nucleotides long. RefSeq lists its product as uncharacterized. The transcript has 4 exons. The coding region runs from base 1 to 636 and encodes 211 amino acids. Lineage: Eukaryota; Metazoa; Nematoda; Chromadorea; Rhabditida; Onchocercidae. Gene Ontology annotation, biological process: tRNA N1-guanine methylation. Gene Ontology annotation, cellular component: cytoplasm. The record is from RefSeq and is a predicted model, not a curated record.